This is a messenger RNA of Mucor velutinosus, 1296 nucleotides long. It is a transcript of the gene ATG3, whose product is annotated as E2-like enzyme. The record is from RefSeq and is a predicted model, not a curated record. NCBI's taxonomy places the organism in Eukaryota, Fungi, Mucoromycota, Mucoromycetes, Mucorales, Mucoraceae. Gene Ontology annotation, molecular function: ATP binding; AMP kinase activity. The transcript has 8 exons. Gene Ontology annotation, cellular component: cytoplasm. Gene Ontology annotation, biological process: nucleobase-containing compound metabolic process. Bases 1 to 1296 code for a protein of 431 amino acids.
AUGUUGUCCAAGCGGAUAGCACUGUACACAACUUCUUCGCUGAAGCGUCUAGCAGCUGUACCUGAGCCAACAACAACGACGUCUUCUCGAGCUGCAAAUCAGGACAACCACGAAUCCACGAGAGCCGCCGAGAUAAAAGACGCAAAACUGAUAUUCAACCAAGCAUGGAAGAAUAUUGAAGAUCACUAUGGCAGAGAGAACAUCCACCUGCCUCGUGAAUUCAUCUUUUUGAUGGGCGCACCUGGAUCUGGCAAAGGCACACAUACUCCCUCUAUAUUGCGUGCACGUGGCAUCACCAAUCCUCCUAUUUCUGUUUCCCAACUGCUGCAAGCACCUGAAUGCAAAGAACUCAUCAACCAAGGCCAAAUGAUAUCAGACAGAUAUGUGAUAGAAUUGAUUUUGCACGCCAUGCUGGAUUGUGACCCCACUGUUGGCGUUCUCGUGGAUGGUUUUCCACGCACUGACAUACAGGUAGAGGCACUCAAGUUGCUACAUGAUCGCAUGACAGAAUUAAGACGUGAGUUUUGGAACACAGAUAGACGAGAUCAGUACCCUCGUCCUGUGUUUCGCAUCUGUGUACUCUACGUGGAUGAAGAGAUAUCGGUACAAAGACAAUUGUCGAGAGGGCGAAUGAUUCGCCAACACAACCUUGAAGUCAAAAAGACGGGUCAAGGUGUAUUCUGGGAUGAGCGUGUUACAGACAAUGAUGAAAGCUUGAUCCGAGAAAGAUAUUCCAUUUUCAAGGCGCAUUAUGGCUCGCUGCUGAAAUUGUCUAAAAUGUUUCCAUUUCAUUUGAUCAACGCCACCGGAUCCAUCAAGGAAGUUUUGCAGAUUAUUCUCAAGGAAUUUGAAUAUCAAUCAUCGCUUGAACUGGAUUCAGAUACGUUUGAUUCGAUUUCUCAUAUUCCAGUCGCAACUCAAAUUGGCAUUCAUGCUCGUCAAGAUCUGAUUAGCAGACUAGAACACUACCAAGAUACAGAGCCAGAUUUGUUACACAAGGCUAUCAAAUUUAUAGACGCUCAUGUGAUUCCUCAAGUGCAUCGUCAUUCCAUCAGUGGACAUGCCAACGUAAGAAGUGAGGAACCCUUGUUGGGUAAUGAUCAUUUUGCUGCCAUUGUGAUGGAUGUACUAUCCGAGCGUGGAUAUCAUGUAUCAUUUGACAGACGUGUACAUCAUGUUCCUGUGAAGGUUGAUUUGAAGACUGGAAAGAUUGAAUUGGACACACAUCAUAUCUAUUUGUUGACAGUCGAAUACCCCAAACAUUACAUUCGUGCUUUAGAACAAAAAUUUAAUUAA